This is a messenger RNA of Megalobrama amblycephala (Wuchang bream), 2384 nucleotides long. RefSeq lists its product as uncharacterized. Bases 365 to 877 code for a protein of 170 amino acids. The record is from RefSeq and is a predicted model, not a curated record. Lineage: Eukaryota; Metazoa; Chordata; Actinopteri; Cypriniformes; Xenocyprididae. The transcript has 5 exons.
CAACAGAAGAACUACAACAAAACCCCCUUCGUUUGCUCAUGGAAAAAACACACGGCACUCAUUUCUCGGAAGUCUUUUGAGUCUCUCAAGUAUUAGCAUUUACUAACAGAGAGAGGAGCCACUCUCGGCCUACAUGCAGCAAGUCAACACGAGCUGUUUGGAAAAAUUACCUAGGUGUCCGUGUUUCUCUUUUGUAAAGGUACAUUUAUUUUUUUAGCCCGUUAGCAAAGCGACUUCCUCUUGUCUAUGAGGAGCAGAUGCUUCGCUAGCUGUCUAAAGCUGGAUUAUAACGCUACUUAUAAGGCGUUUACAAGUUUGACAGCUUGGAAGCUGAUUAUGUAAUUGAUACCAACUGGUGAGAAGCAUGGAGCUGUAUUGGUACAUAGUUGUCAUAAUAUUUAUUAUGAUUAAGAUCUUCUUCUACAUCUGCUGGUAUCGCUCAAGGCAAAGACAGCUUGCUGCGUACCUCAGUAAUCCCCGAAACGCUCAGAUCGUCAUUGUGGGAGGACGUGCGUACCUCCACCAGAUCUGUGAGAGACAAAAUACAUCAAUCUGGCCCAGUUGGUACGGAGUUCAGGACGACGGCUCGGUGGGCGAACCCUCCGCCUCUCUUCCACCAUCAUCCUCGUUGUCUCAACUGGACAUGCCUCCUCCAUAUGAGGCAGUUUCUGGAGCAAAUGACCUGAAGCCUCCACCGUACAGCGAGUACGCUCAAAACGACGAUACCGAUGCAUCCCUGAGCAUCGCCAUCCCGGAUGGCAAUGAUUCCAGUGCAAUUAGCGAUGCUCCACCCCCUUACACACCCAGCAUCACUUCUCCAGCCAAUCAGCAAGAAGACAGCCACAUCCAAUCACAACCGGAGGGAAGGUCAAGUUAAACUUCUCUCAAUAUAGAAACACAACAAGGCCUAAGCAACUGCUUUAGCCCCUCUAGGUCUUGUUUUUCCAUCAGAACUUAUUUUCUUCUCAAGCAAAUUAUACAAAGAAAAAAGAUUUCACAUUGGCGGUGGAUCUGGCUUGUUCUCUUGUGAGAGAAUUUGAAUAGUGCACAAUAUGCAGUAUAAAGAAUGAGACUGGCCUGAUGCCAUCUUCUGGCAGAGUCGAGCACUGCUCUGCCCACGCUGGUGUACCGGUGCUUUCAGUUCACCCAUGCCUUAUGUUCAUUUCCUUCAGCAAAACCACCGCACGUAGCCAUACAGCAAACACCGCCAUUUCGAUAUUUUAAACGAUUACUUUCACCAUCAUUUAUUUGGCGUGUCGAAGACUAAUUCCAUGAUCACGUGUGGCUGAUUGAGGAACUGUAAAUAGGCUAGUGGGUUGAUUGGUGCCAAGCACGUUCUGCUUAGACAAUGUCAUUGACACAUUUCUUUAUUAUUUUUUUUUAAAUCCCAAAGGGAGAGGUUAAAGGUGUAGUUCAUGCAAAAAUGAAUACUCACCCUCAUGCUCACCUGUAUGACUGUAUGACAAUGGUAACCAAAAUUCCACAGGAGAAAGUAAAAGUCAUGACAUGAGGUGAAAUGAUGACAGAAUUUAAAUUUUUGCCUGAACUAUCUCUUUAAAGUAUAGAGGUCUAGCCUCAGGUUUAUUUAUAACCUCAGUUUAUAUGUGAUGACAAUUUAAAAAAAAAAAGAAAAAAAGAAAGCCCUCUGAAGCACUUUUAAUGUGUUGUAAUUGCCUUAAUUCCGUCUGUUAGUAAGUGUCCAAUAUUCCUGAAUCAACCAGAGCCAGUGUGGAUAAUGUGGCUAAUGGUCAUGACUCGUGUAAAUGUGUGCAGUCCUACUCUGUUGUAUCGCUUAUCAGGUUAAAUGUAACACACUGAUGCAUUUGAGAUCACGGUGCCCUUAUUAACAAUUUCUGCUAACCGAAAUAGACCUUCCACGUGUGUGUGUGUGUGUGCGUGCGUGUGCGUGCGUGCCUGUGUGUGUGUGUGUGUUAAGGCAUAUGUUUGAUGUGUGAUAUGUUUGAUAUGUUUUUCAACUGUGUGAUGAAUUCAAACAGAACUUCCUUGUGAAAAGUUUGUGCUUUAGUGAGCGCAUGAAGUCAUCUCUGUGCAAUUGUCAAUAUAUCAGGUUCACAUAAUGGGAUCAAUAUUUUUUUGUAUUUAAAAAAAAAAAAAAUGUCCACAUGAAAGGAUGUGAUCUAAGUGUGCUUUCAGAAUAUGUGUGUGUAGUUCCGUCCCCCGAACGCCCGGUCCUUCACUAUGUACUUUCAUUUAAUCAUAAUUUGAUUUAAAAUGCUAAUCCUGCAACAUGUAUUAUCUCAUUUAAACUGAAGUACUGUAUAUGCUAUUUUUGUAUUUAUGGAAAAACCCUUUGAAUCUCUUUCAAAAAUAAAGAUCGGUGAAAUGUCAUGUUUGAAAACAGCUCAUUUCUCCAACAAACUCAA